UCUGGACACAUGCGCACUGAUGUCGCAGGGGGGAAUGGGUGGCUGCCGGGUGCUGGGCCAGGUCUGGGGUGGCUGGUGGCGGGGGCCAGGGGUCGGCUCAGCUCGCAAGGUCGCAAGCUUUGGCACCGAGGCCCGGCGUCAGCUGCAACCUCGAGGCUCCAGCAAACGAUCAGGGACCCUGGGAAACCAGCCCUUCCCAGGGCUGCUGCAGCCGGAGAACCUCAGCCGGGAGGAGCUGGUCCAUGUGCUGAGGGCGUCUGUGGUGGACCAGAGAGGACCACUGGUGACAUUGAACAAGCCACAGGGUCUUCCAGUGACAGGAAAACCAGGAGAGCUGACACUGUUGUCAGUGCUGCCAGAGCUGAGCCAGUCCCUGGGGCUUGGGGAGCAGGAGCUCCAGGUUGUCCGAGCAUCUGGGAAGUGAGUGGUGCGGGUGAUAGGAAGGGAGGGGAGGCCUCUGGGCUUGUCCUCCUCUCCAGUUGUCCCCAGACAGUGAGCUGCCUCCAGAAGUUCUUCACCCAGUCACGGAGAGCCCGGACACCCACAGCCACCUACUGGGCUGUCACCGAUGGGAUCCCCGCGACUUCGGAGGGGAGGAUCCAAGCAGCUCUGAAACUGGAAUAUGUUGAUGACGUCGGCUUGGCAGUUCCGGUGAAGUCCCCGUCCCGAAAGGACCUCCUGGAAGGUGUCAAGAGGACCCUGAGCCACUUCCGUGUGGUGGCCACAGGCCCUGGCUGUGCUCUGGUCGAGCUGCAACCCCUGACAGUGUUCGCCAGUCAGCUACAGGUACACAUGGUCCUCCAGCUCUGCCCCAUGCUCGGGGACCACACGUAUUCAGCCCGCGUGGGCACUGUCCUGGGCCAACGCUUUCUCCUGCCAGCCGAGAGCACCAAACCCCAAAAACAGCAGGUCCUGAAUGAAGCCCUCCUCAGACACCUCCGCCUGACACCUGCCCAGGCCUCCCAGAUGCCCCUGCACCUCCACCUGCGCUGUCUCCACCUCCCGGGCCCCAGGCCCAGGGAUGCCCCCAUAGAGCUUUUGGCACCUUUGCCCCCUUAUUUCUCCAGAACCCUACAGUGCCUGGGGCUCCGCCAGCAAUAGUCCGUCUGUUCCUACUGGAGAGCGGGGGUGUGGGGGCCUGCAGGCUGGAGGAGAAUGAGCUUGGUGUGCAGUCUGUGGUGAGGUCAUGGUUUAGGCUCUGCUCUUGGACUGGCCAGGCACUUGCUGUGUGAUGUUGGACAAAUAACUUCACCUCUCUGGAUUUGAGAUAAUAAAUGCACCUAACUCAUAGUAUGGUUUUGAGGAUUUGCAGAGAAAGUAAAACGUUUACCAUGGACCAUG
Molecule: messenger RNA, 1341 nt
Organism: Pipistrellus kuhlii (Kuhl's pipistrelle)
Lineage: Eukaryota; Metazoa; Chordata; Mammalia; Chiroptera; Vespertilionidae
Gene: RPUSD3
Product: RNA pseudouridine synthase D3
Exons: 9
Coding region: 10-1101 (363 amino acids)
Biological process (GO): pseudouridine synthesis
Molecular function (GO): pseudouridine synthase activity; RNA binding
Source: RefSeq, a predicted model, not a curated record